This is a messenger RNA of Chaetomium fimeti, 2643 nucleotides long. Its product is annotated as P-loop containing nucleoside triphosphate hydrolase protein. NCBI's taxonomy places the organism in Eukaryota, Fungi, Ascomycota, Sordariomycetes, Sordariales, Chaetomiaceae. The transcript has a single exon. The coding region runs from base 110 to 2473 and encodes 787 amino acids. Gene Ontology annotation, molecular function: RNA binding; RNA helicase activity; ATP binding. Gene Ontology annotation, cellular component: spliceosomal complex; intracellular anatomical structure. The record is from RefSeq and is a predicted model, not a curated record.
AAAGCUGCAGCCUCGCGACCGCAAAGGGAAGCAGCAAUCAUCAACCGCGUCACUCACUCGCUCUUGCUCAUCACAACCUAGCACUCCCUGCGGAAUACCCACCACAACGAUGAUUGAUUCGGCCAAGAAUCUCAAACGGUCAAGUGUCGAGAGAGAGGGAACUCAAGACCACAAGCGGGUGAAGACGGACGGCGACGCGAAGAUGGAAGCGAAAUGGAACCCCUACCUGGCGCAUUACAAGGAAGACCGCGACAAUGAGGGCUUUAGGUCACCUCUCGAUGACUUCGAGCGCCACAAGACGACGGCGCUGCAGGCGGCAAAUGCCGAGUCCGAAGACAACAACCCAUGGACUGGCAACCCUCAUUCGCAACAGUACUUCAAUAUCCUCAAGACCCGCCGCGACUUGCCCGUGCAGAAGCAGCGUCAAGAGUUCCUCGACAUGUACCAUAAGACCCAAAUUCUUGUCUUCGUCGGUGAAACCGGUUCCGGUAAAACGACCCAGAUCCCGCAGUACGUCCUCUACGACGAGCUGCCACACCAGACCGGCAAGCUCAUCGCCUGCACGCAGCCGAGGAGAGUGGCGGCCAUGUCGGUCGCCCAACGUGUCGCCAACGAGCUCGACGUGGAUCUUGGCGAGGAGGUUGGCUACAGCAUCCGUUUCGAGAACAGAACGGGGCCCAAGACGCUAUUAAAAUACAUGACAGACGGUCAGCUACUGCGCGAGGCGAUGCACGACCACGACAUGUCGAGGUACGGUUGUAUCAUUCUCGACGAAGCCCACGAGCGUACCCUCGCCACUGAUAUUCUCAUGGCGCUGCUCAAGCAGAUCGCGGAGCGGAGGAAAGACCUGAAGAUCAUCGUCAUGUCGGCUACCCUCGAUGCCCAAAAGUUCCAGACCUACUUCUUCAACGCGCCGUUGCUCGCUGUACCGGGCCGGACGCACCCUGUCGAGAUUUUCUAUACCCCUGAGCCGGAGCGGGAUUAUGUCGAGGCUGCUGUCAGGACGGUGUUGCAGAUUCAUGCGGGCGAACCCGAGGGCGACAUUUUGUUGUUCCUGACAGGAGAAGAGGAGAUCGAGGACGCCUGUCGCCGCAUCGGCCUCGAGGUCGACGACAUGAUCCGGGAGUCGGACGCAGGGCCCAUGGCAGUCUACCCCCUCUAUGGUACCCUACCGCCGCACCAGCAACAGCGCAUCUUCGACAAAGCCCCGGCAGCUACCCGGAAGGGUGGUCGGCCAGGCCGGAAAUGUAUCGUAUCGACCAAUAUUGCUGAGACCAGUUUGACAAUCGACGGCAUCGUCUACGUCGUGGACCCCGGGUUCAGCAAGCAAAAGAUCUACAACCCUCGCACAAGGGUGGAGUCACUACUCGUCUCUCCCAUCUCUAAGGCGUCCGCACAACAGCGUGCCGGUCGUGCCGGUCGUACACGGCCCGGUAAAUGCUUCAGGCUAUACACGGAAAACGCGUUCAAGAAGGAGCUCAUCGAACAAACGUACCCCGAAAUUCUACGGUCCAACCUAGCCAACACGGUUCUCGAGCUAAAGAAACUUGGUGUCGAAGACUUGGUGCACUUCGACCUCAUGGAUCCGCCAGCCCCCGAGACCAUGAUGCGCGCCCUCGAGGAGCUCAACUAUCUCGCCUGCCUCGACGACGACGGCGAGCUGACCACCCUAGGCGGCAUGGCAUCCGAGUUCCCGCUCGAUCCGGCCCUGGCCGUCAUGCUGAUCUCCUCUCCGGAGUUCUACUGCUCUAACGAGAUUCUCUCCAUCACUUCCCUCCUCUCCGUCCCGCAAAUAUGGGUACGCCCCAACAACGCGCGAAAGCGCGCCGACGAGAUGAAGCAGCAGUUCGCCCACCCCGACGGUGACCACCUGACUCUUCUCAACGCCUACCACGCGUACAAGGGCGCCGAGCAGUCAGGCGAGGACGUCAAGAAGUGGUGCCACGAGCACUUCCUGUCCUUCCGGCAUCUGUCGAGCGCGGACAACGUGCGCGCGCAGCUGAAGCGCAUCAUGGAAAUACACGAGAUCGAACUGAUGAGCACGCCGUUUCAGGACAAAGAUUACUACACCAACAUCCGGCGGGCCCUGCUCGCGGGCUUCUUCAUGCAGGUCGCCAUGCGUGAGAGUUCGACGUCGAAGGUGUACAAGACGGUGAAGGACGACCAGCUUGUCAUGAUCCACCCGGGCACCGUCGUCACGAGCCCGUACGAUUGGGUCGUGUACAACGAGUUCGUACUUACAACCAAGCAGUACGUGAGAACGGUGACGAAUAUUAGGGCCGAAUGGCUUCUUGUGAGUUCUCCCCUCCCCCUAUCCUCCAGUCGGUGUGGAAGUAAUGAUGCUAACUACGCUCAGGAAAUCGCCCCUAACUACUACGACGUCGACAGUUUCGAAAAGGGCGAGAUCAAAUCGGCUCUCACUCGCAUCACCGAGAAGAUUCGCCGCCGUCAGGCCACGAGGGCCGGCCGUUGAAGAUCUCCCGACUCGUGAUUGAUGUUAUGUGCCGGGCGUAUGGGGAGGGAAAGGGAAAAUGGGAUGACAUUUUAUAUCAUUUUCGCGGAUUGCGUAGACGGAAGUGUGUACCACUAGACCUACUUAAACUUUGGCGUAAGAUUGGGGAAUAAACCUACACAAUGUGAGAG